Messenger RNA from Striga asiatica, 576 nucleotides. The record is from the annotation of a GenBank genome assembly. Lineage: Eukaryota; Viridiplantae; Streptophyta; Magnoliopsida; Lamiales; Orobanchaceae.
AUGGUUCAAAGGAAGAAGAGUCAAGAGUCUGACUCGGCCAGUGAGUUCCCGAAAAAGGGUGUCCAAGCCAAGGGAGGACAUACAAAAAAGGAAAGGUCAAUUAUAUCGAGCCUGUGCUUAAGUUGUUGCUACCGUUGGAGCACCUCACUUCAAAGAAGGACAACGGCCGAUGGCGGCACCGAUAAGAGCAGGUUUCCCGACCCGAGCCGAGCUGUGGCAGACAAAGGAAAAGCAUUAACGACCGACCCGCAACACCCAACCGAAAGAGGUCUCCCCCUGGUUCAGCUAUCAGGCGAUCAAAGAAGGAGUUUUCGUAUGUCGUAUUUUGCUUUCUGCCGAGAGGACCCAUACGUGGUUUCUGGGUCAAAGCGGUACAGGAUAGACUCGCUCCAUGAGGUCGACGGUGUGCCGCGGGUGCUAUGCUGGCCUUCCGCUAUGCUCUUCAAUAACCGGGCGCCGCGAGAUUCUCACGCGCUCGGGCUCGAAUGUCUUGCACCUGGCUCCGGACUAAAGCGAGUCGACUCUCUUGAUCUCUGGCACUGGCCACUAGGUGUCAUCGACCGAAAAACUUCCUAG